Molecule: messenger RNA, 1813 nt
Organism: Siniperca chuatsi (mandarin fish)
Lineage: Eukaryota; Metazoa; Chordata; Actinopteri; Centrarchiformes; Sinipercidae
Product: leukocyte cell-derived chemotaxin-2-like
Exons: 6
Coding region: 104-853 (249 amino acids)
Source: RefSeq, a predicted model, not a curated record
CAGCUUCCACAGCAGGCUGGUUUUCCAACAGUCCCUUCUUUGUUUUUCUACUGCGCCAGCCGGCACACUACAACUUCUCCAGAAGACUUAUUUUUGACUUCUGAUGAUGAGAAUCCUGUUGAGGGUCUGUUUCAUUGCAGCUCUGCUAGUAUGUUAUGUGUUAAGUUGUGCUUCAGAACAUGAAAAGAGGAAAGGUGAAGAAUUUCAAAGCCCUGACAAGAAUGCUGACAGUAACAUCAAGGUGAAGAGAAAUUACGCAACAGAAAAUGACAGGAGUCCAACGAAGAAGGUCAAGAAGACAGGAAGUAAGAGAGUUUCCAUGGGACCAAGAAGUGACAUCAGAUGCACCAAACUGGGAGGCAUCUGCCAGCCUAACCAUUACAUCUGCCAAGGCCGAUACCUAAAAGACAAAUGUUUGGGGGCCAAGACGCGGCAGUGUUGUAUGCCAGUUGGAGCCUGGAGUAUUCUUUGUGCUGGUCACCACAACAACAGAGUGAGGGCGUGUGAUGUACAUGGCUGUGGAGCUUUCAACUCCAGAAGAGGUAACAACCUACAUAAAGCAGUGGACCUGGUGUGUGAUGACUAUGGUAUUGUCAAUACUCCAUUCUCAGGCUCUCUGGCGGGUCCAGUGAGUCGGAAAGACCCCGCUGGGCAUCAGUAUGAUGGGGUCAAACUUCUCAAUGAUGUACACUGUGUGAAGAUCUUCAACAUCCGUCCUUACCGUUACAUCGGCCCGGUGGCUCAGGGAGAAGCCUUGGGUUAUCUGUUGCCGCUGCAGGAGCACUUCUCCGGCAUCACAUCACAUCUGGAGCUGCAAAUGUGUGACGGCACUGACCCUUCACCUUUUAUAUGACCUCUAACCUUUCAUCUUUAACAUGACGUCUCAGUCUUUACCGUUGUGACAUUUCAUAUGACCUCUCCUCCAAAUUUACCUUGACCCUUCACCUUUAAUAUGACCUGACUUUCAUCUUGCAUGCAACCUGUGACCACUCACCAUUCGAAACCCUUAACUUUUGUCCCUUACCCCUGCAGAUAUAAUCCCUGAUGCCUAAAAAUGAUCAUGAUACCGUAUGUUAGUUCUAACUUUUCCGUGCCCUGAAAAUGAGCACUUUUUAUUUGAGAGCUCUGACACUUAAAGUUCCAGUGUGUAACAUUUAUUCUAUUGACAGAAAUGGAAUAUAAUAUUCAUAAGUAUGUUUUCAUUAGUGUAUAAUCACCUCAAAAUAUGAAUUGUUGUGUUUUCAUUACCUUAGAAUAAGCUGUUUUUAUCUACAUAGGGAGCAGGUCCCCUUCCACGGAGGUCACAAUGUUGCACCACCACAUUUCUACAGUAGCCCAUAACGAAAAAAACAAUCAUUAGCUCUAGAUAACUUUCAAACGCCUUUCGCAUUUUUUCGGGGCCACGGUAGUUUCUCCUACACGCUUGGAAAGGGAGGGUGAAGCGAGCAGGUAGCUAGUUGUGGGAACUAGCCCAAAACUUCCCCUAAUGACAGCAAUUUAAGUAUCGUUCUUACAAGCUCAUGAUGGCCAGCUGUUGUGUGACUUAUGAUCCUUCAUCUCCAUUUAUCCAUGUUUUAGCCUUUUGUAUAUUUUUGUACUAUCAUUAUUAUCUUUUUUCCACUGAAUGUCAUGUAUUUUUAUAAAGUUAACUGGAAACUAACCAAAUAUUUCUAAAAGUAAUGACUCUUGCAUACUUUUCUCCUAUAGCUUUUAUAUAAAAAAAAGUUCCAUCCCUCGACAUGGACUCAUAUGACCCCUUUUACGCAAUCUCUUCAUAAUUGAUUGAUGCAAUAAAUUCUAACUUUCAUUUCUG